AUGCAUGAUUCUGCCUGGCCCGGAGCAGCCCAUAGUUUCCAGAAUUCUAUUCUGGAUCGGGAAUGCAAUGGGUCAACUGUAACAGUGGCAGGGUCGAGCAAAUUCUGGGGAAGCUCAGAAGGCACUUCUGGGGUUCCUGAAGCCGCUGGUGGGGGUAGGGAGCACUCUGGGAAAAGCCGCUAUAAUACUGCUUUCACAGGUAGAUCUGCAGGUCAGACGGGAGGGGUCUGGGAGAUGCAAAACCACCACCCUGGUUCACAGGCAGACUGGGCAAUCCUGAGAAAGGAGCUGCCUUCCACAUCUCCAGGGAUGAAUUCUGAGAUCCCUCCCACGAACUCCCCACCCCUACCCCAACUGCACGAGUAA
Messenger RNA from Rangifer tarandus platyrhynchus (Svalbard reindeer), 366 nucleotides. Lineage: Eukaryota; Metazoa; Chordata; Mammalia; Artiodactyla; Cervidae. The record is from the annotation of a GenBank genome assembly.